AUGGAAACUUCAUCGAAAUAUGUCGAUAAAAAGGAAGAAGGUUCGAAAAUCCUUGCUAAUAUUCGUAAUCGAAUUCAGUCACUAGCUAAAUCAAUAAAUACACCAGGUGUUCACAGUACUUGUUAUAUGUCUGCCGCCGGAUUCGAAUAUACAGAAAAUGGAGAUACAGCUCGUUGUAAGGACUGUGGACUUGAAGUAUCCAACUGGACAUUAGAUAUGAAUCCAUUUACUAUUCACUCGAAACGUCAACCUGAUUGUCUAUUCGUGUGCUCUAUAAUACAAUCUUCACUAUCAAAUACGCCUGUGUCUUCCUCUACGUCAGCAACUGAUGUUCAAAACACACCGAAAUCAAAUGAACAAGAAAGUCCUUCUAAGCGCCAAAAGAUCGAAUCGAUGGAUUUAGAAUCUCUGUCAAAGGUUUUACUCGAAAUAGAUUUACUUCAACAAGUGCGAAGACGUACCUUUUCUCAUUGGCCACAUCGUACCAUUCCAUCAAGUGCACAAAUGAUUGAAGCUGGAUUUUUUAAUUGCAAUGUUGGUGAUCGAGUAAUAUGUAUCUAUUGUAAUCUUAUUUGUCAACAAUGGACACCAUAUAGAGAUGAUCCAUGUGAAGUACAUAAAAUACUUUCACCUAAUUGUAUAUAUGUGACAGCGAAAUUGAUGAGGCCGGUAGCUUCAUCUGUACUUGUUAUCAAUGAAAAUUCAAUGGAAGUAACUUCAAACAAUUGUUCAUCGUCAUCGAAUAAUCUUGACUCAUUAAAACUUAGUUCUAUUAUAUUUGCAGCUUCGUGCAACUCUGCUUAUUCAGAUGCAUCAAAACGUGAUGCAUCAUUUGCUACAUGGUCAAAUCACGAUUUACCAUCAGUGGAUGAUUUAGUUCGAGCAGGAUUUUUCUAUACCGGUACAACAAACAUUGUUAAGUGUUUUCAUUGUAAUGGAUCAUUACAAAAUUGGGGUCCAAAUGAUAAUCCAUUGAUUGAACAUGUACGUUGGUUUCCACAUUGUGCAUAUGCUCGACAAUUAUGUGGUGAGGAUUUAUAUCGUAAAAUUCAAGAAGCUAAACAAGUACACCAAGAACAUGCUAGAGUUAAUGAAUUCAGAGAAAGAACAGAUUAUAGUGAUAUGUUAAAUACUACUCUAACUACAAAUAGUCAGCAUAUUUUGAUACCUGAUGAAAGUACUUUAUCAAAACUUGUUGCUGCUCGAUUAGAUUUGCCAGUGUCACAACGUUUAUUAGAUCAAAAUUUCAAAUUAUCUAUCAUAAAACGAUGUUGGGAGGAUCAAUUGCGACUAAAACAUGCUGAUUUUGUAUCUGAGUAUGAUUUGUAUAUUGCUUGUUUAAUUCUUCAAAAACAAAUCGAACAUAUUGGUGGUAGAAAAGAAAACAUUGUUAUACUAAGUGUAAGAAUGCAACAAAUUAAAGAGCAAAUAGAAAUGGUUAGACAACGAGAAGAGACUACAACAUCGAUUUCAAGUAAUACUCUUCGAUCAAGAGUUAUGAAUGAAUCAAAUAAUACGAAUGUUGAAAUGAAAAUACAAUUACAAUCAUCUCAUAAUUCAACAUUAAAAUCAAUAAUCACCGAAAAUCAACUAACUAGUACUACGAACAAUGAAGAUCAAUCAGAACGCUCAACACCAUCUAAUCCUUGUAUCCUCUGUUUAACCGAAGAGAAACGAAUGGCUUGUGUACCAUGUGGUCAUUUAGUAACCUGUGUUCCAUGUACUUGUAAUAAAAUUUCUUCUUCGCUUAAAAAUCGUGAUAGUGAUGACAUAUCAACACAUGGAUUUCGUGGUCGAGCAGGAAUAAGAAUUUCAAAUAAUGUAUUUUCACCAAAUGAUAUUGCUCUCCUCUUGUUUUUUGUUGUGCUUGCAAAAUAA
Rotaria sp. Silwood1 is the source of this 1878-nucleotide messenger RNA. The record is from the annotation of a GenBank genome assembly. Lineage: Eukaryota; Metazoa; Rotifera; Eurotatoria; Philodinida; Philodinidae.